Trypanosoma conorhini is the source of this 318-nucleotide messenger RNA. RefSeq lists its product as uncharacterized. The record is from RefSeq and is a predicted model, not a curated record. NCBI's taxonomy places the organism in Eukaryota, Euglenozoa, Kinetoplastea, Trypanosomatida, Trypanosomatidae. Bases 1 to 318 code for a protein of 105 amino acids. The transcript has a single exon.
AUGCUCCUCCCGGUUGACGUAGUACCCGCCGCGCUCCAGAACACGCUCCUGCAGUCGAUUCCGCAGCCGUUGAUUCUCCAGCUCAAGGGAGCGAAGGCGCACCAGCAGCUUUUCCCGCUCCGUGUUGGCGGCAUUGCGAAUCGAUCGCGCUUUCACGGCGUACAUGAGGGUGGACUUUGUCUCCUCAAUGUCGCGCCCCACGGCGGAGAUGCACGCGAUCAUGAGGGUUCGUGCCGUCCCCCCAAUGGAGUCGCGAAGCAGCUCCGUGAGUUUGGAGUCACGGUAGGGGACAUGGCUGGGCCGCGUCGCCUCAUUUGA